GGGCGCUCUCCCGGCCCGGCCCGCCCCGGCGGAACGUUGUGUGUGCGGAACGCGCGGGCGCGGGGCGCGGUUCCGCGCCGGGCCGGCCCCGCCGCCAUGGCCGCGGAGCCGGCGGAGCUGAGGCGGCCCCGGCGGCCCCGGGAGCGGGCGGGGGGCGCGAAGCGGCCGCGGCGGGAGGAGCGGCCCCGGGAUGAGCCCCCGGCCGAGCCCGGAUACCUGGCGCUGGCCCGCGGGCUGCUGGCCGGCGGCGCCCCGGCCUUAGGCGGCCCCGCGCCCGCCCGCCCCGCCGGGGAGCCCGCCGGGGACGGAGCCGGCGAUGGCGACGAUCUGCUGGGGCAGCUCAUCCGAGACCUGAAUGAAAUCAAUGAGGUUCCUUUCUUCGACGUGCAGCUGCCCUAUGAGCUGGCACUGAAGAUAUUCCGCUACCUGGGCAGGGCUGAGUUGGGAAGGUGUGCUCAGGUCAGCAGGACGUGGAAAAUCCUUGCAGAGGACGAAGUGUUGUGGUACAGGCUGUGCCAGGAGGAGGGAUACCUGUUGGACAUGAGCAUCUCGGAGCAUUCCUGCUGGAAACUGGCCCUCAAGAACUGCCGGGCCAGGGAGCGCACGCUGAAGUACAACUGGAAGAACCGGAUCGGAGCCGUGAGCCAGCUGAGGUACGAGCUGGGGAAGGUCCUGUGUGACGUGCAUUCCUGCGAUGGAGUUGUCAUUGCUGGAUACACCUCAGGAGAAGUGAGGCUGUGGGACACUCGCACCUGGGACUACACAGCCCCCGUCCUGGAAGCAGUGCAGGGUCCUGGCGAUGCUGGAGCUCGGCCACACGUCUCCUUUGUGAGGAUAAACAGCUCCCUGGCUGUGGCAGCUCACGAGGACGGGACCGUGAGUGUCUGGAACCUGCUGCUGGGGCGGGAGCCAAUCCAUCACUACCAGCACAACCAGAAGAUCCAGGCGCUGGCCCUGGGGCCGGAGGGCGCAGCCGUGGCCACGGCGUCGGGCUUCGAGGUCAAGGUGGAAAGGCCCGAUGACAGAGGAUUCUGGCACACCACAGCAACGUUUGAGAUCCAGAAGCUGGUCAACUUCCUUGAUCUGGUUCCAGAUGUUACAGGGAGCCCGGUGGCAGUGGCAGCUGCAGAGGACAUUGUGUAUCUCCUGAAAGCAGAAGAGCCUGGCAAAAUCCUCCACUCUGUCUAUGGCCAGCCUGUCACCUGUCUGGAUGUGUCUGCCCAGGAAGCUGCCUUUGGGAUCAAAACCUUUGGCUGGUUGUUGAAUGAGCCCAACCAGAUCCUUCUUUACAACCUGGAAACAAACCAGUGCCUGACCAAGGUGGGCAACUCCAUAGGUGACUUCACGUGUGUCAACCUCCACGACAGCCCUCCCCACAUGCUCGUUGCGGGCAACAAGGACAGGAGGGUCAGGGUGUUCGACCUGCGCCAGGGCGAGUCCGUGUGCUCCCUCUAUGCCCACCAGCUGGGAGUGUCUGCGGUGCAGAUGGACGACUGGAAGGUGGUCAGUGGAGGAGAAGAGGGCCUGGUGUGCGUGUGGGACCAGCGGAUGGGCACCAAGCUGUGGGAGAUGCACGCCAGGCAUCCAGUUCGCCACGUGUGGUUCAAUUCUCACAGUCUCAUCACGGCAAACAUCCCUGAGGAGAGGAAUCCUCGGGGCAGCAGCAGCACGGACGACGACCCCGCCGUGCACCGCAAGUACCGAGGGAUCAUUUACUCCUACGAGUUCUCAGGGGAGCAGCUGGCGGGGGACAGUGUCCUGCCCAUCUGCCGCUCGUCCUACGACGAGCUCACGGGCUACAGCUACAACAUCGGCCUGGCCGUGCCCUACGACAGCAUUUAGGGGCUCCUGGGGGGCCAGGCAGGACAAAUCCACGUGGGACAAGCCCCUCAGAGGGGGGUGUUGGCUGCAGGACGACGGGCUGGGAUUUGCCGGAACAGGGGGAUACAAAGCCGGGCAGUUCAAGGCUGCCCUGGAGCACAUCCCUGGAAUGUGGUGCUGUCCACCCUGGUGGAGGGGACAGGGAACAUGAACAUCACACUGCAGGCUGAACCAAAAUCCUGCUGCUUGUGGGAAAGGUGCUACUGGUCCCACCCUGGCAGGGGACACGCUCAGGAAGCCGGAGGGGCACACUGUGAGGGGUGGGAGCACACCCAGGAGUUCCUGCCUGCACCGAGUGGGGGAUAAAAAAGCCCACCAGGCACUUGGGGAAAGCAUGUUGCUGAGCCACAUGUUUGGUAUUUGUGUCCUGGUAAUGAGCUGCUCGUGCUUGUUUUCCCUGGAAUGCACUGGAAUGUGUCAAGGAAUGGGAGGACCACGCACAAAAGGUUGGGAGAGUGGAAGGUGAUGGAGAGAGGGAGGGGAAGGUUGGCCCGGGCCAGACUGGAUGCUUGGGAACUCAGCAGGCCACACACAUCAGAAUUAUUUUAAAAUGAAUUAUUUUUUUAAUCCCCUGAAACUCUGGAUUAAAUAUUUUUUAAUUGCCUGCGUACACGUGUUUGUGGGAUUUUGUUCCUGAGUCUUGCAGGGUGAACCAGCCCCAUGCACUGGAACAAAGGUGUGUCCUCUGCUGGAUCGUGUCCUUCCACAGCACCUGGAGGGUUUCCCCAGGUCCUUGGGGCUUGGUUUCUGAUGCUGUCCCUGCUUCCCAGCUGGGAAUUGAUCCUGAGCUGGCCCCAGUGUCCCUGCCCAGGUCACCAGUGCUGUGGAGGAGCCCCCAGGCUGAAGGGACACUCACCCUAAACCCAGGUGGCACUGACACAGGGGAAACCAGCUUGGAGAACAAGAGCCCCAGCCCUGGACCUGUUUCACUCCUUUAAAACAGCUCUGUGGUUGUGGUUUGCCCUUGUAAACUUAACUGGUGCAAACCAAAGCCAUGCCAGUUCUGUUAACCAAGGUUAAGUUUUAACUGAACAUCUUUUUGCUGGAUUGAUGGAAUCCAUGUGAAAGUGCCAGGGAGGGGUGAAGGAAUGUGCCCAAACCUGCAGGAGAGGGGCUGGGCUGUCACUUCAGCCCUUCUCCAGGCACUGGAGAGCUUCCUGCUGCCCUCCUGGCUGGAGAGCAGCGUUUCCUUCUUUGGCUUGGGCUGGUUUUCCAUGACCCCUGAGCCAAAUUUCUCAUGUUCUUGGUUUUUAACACUUGGCUUUUUCCUUGUGAUGGAUAACAAGCAGUGCAAGAGGCGAAGUCAUUCUGUCUGACCAAUAAAUCUGAUCUUUCAUAAA
Myiozetetes cayanensis is the source of this 3221-nucleotide messenger RNA. RefSeq names its product F-box and WD repeat domain containing 8 (gene FBXW8). Gene Ontology annotation, cellular component: ciliary basal body; centriole; Cul7-RING ubiquitin ligase complex. The record is from RefSeq and is a predicted model, not a curated record. NCBI's taxonomy places the organism in Eukaryota, Metazoa, Chordata, Aves, Passeriformes, Tyrannidae. Gene Ontology annotation, molecular function: protein binding. Gene Ontology annotation, biological process: cilium assembly; protein ubiquitination.